AUGCUUUAUAUGGAGAAUGGUGAAUAUGGUAAAUCUUUAUUUUUAUGCCAAUCAAUAAUUAGCAUGUUUUCCAAAAGAUCCAGAUUCUUAUGGUUUGAGAAGUUUAUUUUUUAAAUAAAUUGA
Molecule: messenger RNA, 123 nt
Organism: Paramecium primaurelia
Lineage: Eukaryota; Ciliophora; Oligohymenophorea; Peniculida; Parameciidae
Source: the annotation of a GenBank genome assembly